CGUGCGAGUCCAACCGAUGAGAUCCGUGAGAAAUUCUAAAAGAAUCGGCACACCGGAAAUACCCAGUAUUCCCGUUAAUUUCCUAAUAUUUGAGAAAUAAGCUUAUCGAUCAGUGGUGUGACACAUGACCUAACCUUGACACCCACUCGAAUACGUUAGGUCGUAACAGGUAUCAUAGAAAGUUAUUAGAACAUCCCCGUGGAACUUGACUAACGGAUUAUUAAAAGAAAGUGAGCUGGUUUUAAUAUUCUUUCUGGCAGUAAUGUGAUCGGCUGUAUUUUUAAAUAUCCAUUCGAUAGCAAUCCAGAAUUUUAUACGGUUCUCGCUCCCGAGGGUGCCAGUGACGAUGAGGACGCCGAAGGGGACAGGGUGGGCGAAAUGCUGGCCAUACAUAAAGGAACUUCCAUAGAGACACAAUUGGUAGAAAAACAUGAUGAGGAACCAGUCAGUUGUUAUUGCAGUGCGUCACACACCGACAACAAUUAUUCAACGGAUGAGCACGAUUCUGUCCGAGAUUUAGCCUAUCGACCCACCACGCAAUCUCUCACUCAAAAACUUGGUCUACAUCAAUCAGACUCUGGUGCAGAUUUAUCCGAAUAUCACGAUCAACACGAAGCUAAAAGUAUUCAGAAUCUGUUAGCUACUUAUGGAAAGGCUUUUACCUCUACAGAUGUCGAUAUCCAAGACGAUCUUGACGAUACUCAGAUACGUACCAAAUACCGUGAAAGCAAUGUUAAUACUCAAUCUGGAACAGGAGAUGCCGAUACUUGUGAUAAACCUUUCACCUGGAAAACUUCGGAUCCCAGCCACAGUUUCUCAAGCCUUAAAACAGAUGACUGCCACAUUGAAUGCCCCUCGAGUACUUCAGGGGCAAACGACUCCAUGGCAAGUGACUCUACAUCGUACAAAAAUGUUUCUUCUAUGCUGAAUGGUACGACUGAAAGCGAUACUUUGACCCACAAUGAGAAUGAUGUUAUAUUUCCAGAAGAUAAUUUAUCUAACUCCUAUCAUAGUAUUUAUGCCGCGUAUUGUAAAAAGAACAAAAGCUCCGUGGAAGUAGCCUGGGAAAAGUUCUGGGCUAGAAACGGUGAACAAUUAAUUUGGGCAUCUUGGAUUCAAAAGUACUCCGAUUAUAUAAACCCUGGUUAUCUGCAAGACUCACAAUCACAAGUUGAAGACGAUGCUAAAGUGUCCAACGAAACAAAGGAAAAAACCAUCGAACGAUAUUCCGAACAAAACACGUGUUUUCCAAAUCAAGCGCACAUAAACUGUGAACUUGGUCGAUCAAACUUCGAAGGAAUUUUUAGCAAAACUGGAUUAGCUAGCUGUGAUGUUAAAGUUAAAGAUACGCUAAAUAAUGCAACUUUCUCCUUCGAUAACACAAGCAAACACUGUAUUAAUGACAGCGAAGCCGAAGAGAAUAGAAAAAGAUUAAUAAGCAAUGUGAUAUCGCCAGAAGUAGGAGACGGGUGGAAUCCACUAAGCCCUUUCAGUGCGGAGGAGAGCUACAAUCUGCAGUCCAAUGGCGAAGAUGAACGACUCAUAACUGUCUCACGAUGUGGUUCCAUUAAUGGCUCUUUGUCAAAAACAUGUGCAGCUUCCGACUCCAUGACUAACGUCACAAAGAUGACUCUCACCAGUUCGAGUUUUGACUCAAACUCCAUUCAGUCCUCCAGUCUUAUUAGCUCCGUAACCAGUUCCAUUGAAAGUAAUCUAACGAGCAACAGCUCCGAUCAAGAUAAUGAAUACACAUCGGAAGACAAUGACAAAUAUUGGCAAAAGUUGUGGCAGGAACACUUUCAAGAACAGUACCAAAGCCAAUACGAUAUCUUCGUUGCAAGCUAUUCGAAACGCUCAGAUGAGUUUGCCGAUGCCUAUGAUUUACACGAUACGUCCCAAAAUAAUGUAGAUAUUAGUAAACUAAAUAAAAUACAUAUUGAAUCGGAACUGCACAACAUGGAAGAUCCAAAGUCAUCGCUUGGAACUCUCGGGCAACAAGAUAAGAUCGAAGUGAAAAGGUCAAAGAAAAGUAAUUCAACGACAAAAAGGAUGAUCAUCGAAUCAGUAGGUGUGCUUAUGCAAAACUUAACAAUGAAGUCGGAGGACUCUCAAUUAGAAAUGGAUGGUGACGAUACGACAGAAAAGAUGGACCAAAACCAGUGUCAAAAUAUAGGGGAAGACCAAAGCUCUGCACUUGCUUCCACUACACAUGGCUCUGCAUUUCUUGAUAGUAACGUUAGCAAUGGGAAAGGCUUAGUAGGUAAAGGGGAUGGAGAUAAGUCUCAAGAUGACAAGCCGAUAACACUAAAGCGAAGCCAUGAGGCUGACUGCGAUGACACUAACGAGGGCUUAGAAACAGUGAAGAAAGCGUUCUCACUGAUGGGGUAUACAUUCAACGAUAACAAGAAGCAAUUGAAGUUGCAAGGUGAGGUAGUGUACAGGAAGAGAAACAUCAGAUUACAAAACAGGCAGUUGAAGAUGAAAUUCAGCCGUCCUAAGGCUGUUAACAAGCAUAUGUAUUUCGACGAUAAUGGGGUUGAGAUUACAGACACGAUAGAUAAGGUAAAGCAGUACUUGUCUUAUUGUCCGAUGAGAGUACCCUCAGAGUUAGAGCUUCAACCCAAUGACAAAGGUUCCUAUACAAAAGCACAAUUUACGUCCAGUUCCGACGAGGAAUGUAAUCCUAGUCUGAAUUCUAAACUGCAUGCGAAACGGCUUGUAUUUAGUAAAACAAGCACAAAUUCUCUAGAGUCAAAGCCAGAUAGAAAAGAGGACGAUAUUAGAAACGAUACGUUUAAAACCCACGAAGACCUCGACGAUGUCUUCGGGGACACGAAAGUAGACGAAGCUAGACACGCGGAAAGCAUCGCGGAUGUUGAAAUCGUUGAAACGUCAGCAGUGCAGACGGGAGGGAAUUUCGCUGACGAAACCGCAGAAAUGGAAGUCGACUGCCGAUCCAAUGGCAACGAGACCUUCGCCACGAAACUGUCCGAUGAAGACAGUGGGAAGAAAACUCAAAAGAAAAAGAGGAGGAAGCAAGGGAAAAGGAACGUCAGUCUUCCAAUCGAAGUGGACGGUGAUAAGACGAUGAUGAAGUACUGGGUGAAACGAUAUCGCCUCUUUAGUAAGUUCGACGAAGGUAUCAAAUUAGAUCGCGAGAGUUGGUUCUCCGUAACUCCUGAGAAAAUUGCACAGCACAUCUCCGAGCGGUGCAAGUGCGACACCGUCGUCGAUGCAUUUUGCGGUGCUGGUGGAAACGCUAUACAAUUUGCAUUUACUUGCGAGAAAGUGUUCGCCAUCGAUAUAGAUCCAGCAAAGAUUGAAUUGGCUCGCAACAAUGCUAGAGUAUACGGUGUGGAGGACAGAAUAGAGUUCAUUGUCGGAGACUUCUUCCAAUUAGCAUCAAAGUUGGUCGCCGAUGUAGUUUUUCUAAGUCCACCGUGGGGUGGACCCGGAUAUGCCAGGGAAGAAACUUUUGAUCUCGAAAGUAUCAUGCAACCAAUUGGUGGAAUGAAGCUUUUUAACGUAGCAAAGCAGAUUUCAGACAACGUGGCCUACUUCCUACCCAGAAACGUGGACACUAUGCAGCUUGCCAUGUUGGCUGGAGUGGGCUGUGGCGUCGAAGUGGAACAAAACUUUUUGGACAGAAAGCUGAUAGCUAUAACAGCUUAUUACGGGGAAUUGCCCAGGAACUCUUAGUUGUGAUAUGUUGUGUAACGUAACGGAGAAACCUUUAUGAAACUUCUCUGAGGGCAUGGUGUGUAACGUAAGAGAAGAUCCUGAAGUUACUUAUUCAGAAGAGACAGAGGCCUUCUCGUAUUUCAAUGAACUGUUAGCUGUAAAUAAUGAACCGUAUCAAUUUGCUUAAGUUAUCGAAACAGAUUUUACCUUACUUUCAACCGGAUUAACAGAUUCAAUCCAGAUAACCUCAAAUUUCCCAUUUCGAACCUUUAUAGAUCUCUAUGAUUUAUAGGCACUUUUAAAUAAAACUAAAUCAUCGAGAUUUAUAAAGCUCUGAAAGUCGUACAGAUAAUACCAUAAGACGUCGAUCAGUGUUUUCGUAUGUUUUAUUCCCAGUUGAGCGAAUCGAUACGGUACUUCUUAUAACCUCGUGAUUUCAUUGUCAAGUCCAUUAAGUAUUCACGAGUGGUCGUGCGAAUUAUGAAUUUGAAUCUUCCAUAGUGUUGUAAUCGCAGAUCGCUGUAAUUUCAAAGUCUGACCCGAUCUGGAACUCUCAACAAUAAUACAAACUUGCUUUGACGACCAUGUAAAGUAUUAAUUUUAAUUCUGGCAAUCGAAACUAUGGAUACCGGGACAAUGUAUUUUACAUUUUACAACGAUUUCCAAACUAUUAUUUUACAGUUUUAUGUACACUUCUGCUAAUUUAGUAUCAAUUAAUAAAUAUAUCCAGAACAUGAA
Orussus abietinus is the source of this 4419-nucleotide messenger RNA. It is a transcript of the gene Tgs1, whose product is annotated as trimethylguanosine synthase. Gene Ontology annotation, cellular component: nucleus. Bases 379 to 3699 code for a protein of 1106 amino acids. The record is from RefSeq and is a predicted model, not a curated record. Gene Ontology annotation, molecular function: RNA cap trimethylguanosine synthase activity. Gene Ontology annotation, biological process: 7-methylguanosine cap hypermethylation; 7-methylguanosine RNA capping. The transcript has 8 exons. NCBI's taxonomy places the organism in Eukaryota, Metazoa, Arthropoda, Insecta, Hymenoptera, Orussidae.